AUGAAAAAGUAUAAAGGUAUCAAUAGUCAGAUAAUUAACGAAAGGCUUUUUGAGAAGUAUUGCCAGUCUCAAAAUUAUUAUUACACAAGAGAUAUUAAUGAUAUUUUGAGCGAUGCCACUACAAAAGGAGUAAUCAGAUAUAAAGAUUGGAAUUGUUAUGAUGAAGAAGAUGAAUACCUAAAACGUAGUUACAAGUUAGGUGAGUAUCCUUCCAAAAUAGCGUUAUUAGCUGAAUAUUAUAAAUUCCAUAGUGAUAUUGCAAGAAUCUUCUAAGAACCAGUGGCAUCGAUGCUAAACAAGUAUUAUGAUAAAAAGAGAAAAUACGAGUAUUAUAGAAUAGCUAAGCUAAUUGAAGAUGAGAAUAAGAAAAAUCCACAUAAACCUCCUAAAGGAAUUGUUGGAGAUAAACCAUCCCCAUUAAACUCAUAGGAAUCUAAUUAAAAUAAUGAAGAAGAGUAAAAUGAGUCAAAUCUAUAAAAUAUUCAAAUUUUGAAGGAGCUGAGUUGGUUAAAUUAAUUAUAAUAACAUGGUGAGAAAUCAGUUAAGAUUAAACAUGAUGUAUCAUAGACAUUAAAUGAAAUUUGUAAAUAGAUGGGAAAUUACCAUGACUAAUCUUCGUUAUUUAUUCCAUAAAAUGUGAAAUCAGAAGAAAUGAAAUUAGAAAACUUUCUCACUUAUUUAAAUAAAAAAUAAAUCAACCAAAAGAAAUAUACUAGUUAACCUUCAGAUUAACUUAUACAGUCCUUAUUAUAAUUGCAAUAACCAAAAAAUUAGAGUAAUAUUUAGAAGAAAAUUGAAAUCAAUUAUUUGCUGAAAACAUAAAAUAAUGAAUAUCCAAAUAAUAAAAAUUAUAAUUUUAUUAAAAAUUCAAUAGAUUAUUUGAAUAGAAAGUAAGCAAAAAAUAAGAUAUCUAUUGAUGAAAUGGCAACAAAAAUUGAUAGCAGAUUAAGCGAAUCCUUAAAGCAAAAGCCGAAAAGUUAAUUGAUUACAAAUUAAAUUAAUAAUAAAAAUGCUUCUCCAACAGCUUAAUUUAACUCCAAAAUUACAAUUGGAUCAUUUGCAAAUAUUAAAACCUAACAAUCUCAACCUAAUCAGAACAAGAAUUAUAUUGCCAAAUUAUUAAUAGAAGAUGAGUAGAUUUCACCUGAUACAAAAUGGAAAAAUGGUGCUUUAACACAUCGUCCUAUUUCUGGUACUCAAAAUUUUUUCAAUUCUGACAGAAACAGUCCAUUUUAUAAGAAAGUGAAAUCGGACAACUUUAAGUUCUAAAAGGCAAAAACACAACAUCAAUACAAUAAUAAUUUUAAUUCUAAAAAUUUGGUAAGCAACCAACCAAAAUCAAGGAAAACAACUUCAUAAAAUAUUCAUGUAAGACAAUCCUCUAAUUAAGAAAGAUUCAUGACUUUUCAUAAUAAUGAUAUUAAUGAAUAUAAGAACAAAAACGCCAGGCUAUUGUUUCAAGAUUUGAAAUAAUCUUCAUGUCAUAAAAAACAUUUUUCAGAUAGCAGAGGCUUACAUAAUAAAGAACAACUAAAUGAUUUAGUUUGUCUUACUGAAAGAGGAUCUAAUUUUGAAUUUUUAUUAAAAAACAAUCAAACUUAGUAAUGCUCACCAAAGGGACAUCAUUUUAAAAAGAUGAAUAGUGGCACAUUUAAUCCUCCAAAACCUAGUAUCCCUUUAGAAAAAGGAACUUUAAUACAGCAAAUGAUUAUAAAAGUAGCCAAGCAAAACCAAUAAAAAUAAAUCAAUAAUAAUAAUAAUAAUAAGAUAACAUACAAACAUUCUUGA
Messenger RNA from Paramecium tetraurelia, 1788 nucleotides. RefSeq lists its product as uncharacterized. The transcript has 4 exons. Lineage: Eukaryota; Ciliophora; Oligohymenophorea; Peniculida; Parameciidae. The record is from RefSeq and is a predicted model, not a curated record.